CAAAGUUGGGGUUACGUUCCUCUCUUGAGGUGCGAUGUGUUUAUGCCUGAACGGGCGCUGGGAAUUAUAUGCCUGAAUUUUCGGAAAAUUGUUACUGGAUAGAUAAUAAUUAAAAAUGACAACAAUGACGAAUGCAUUGGUGGCCGGUUUUCAGAAUGCAAAACAAGGAUUCAUGCAACCUAUUGCAUCUGUCGUUGUAUGUACAAGAAAUGCCUCCAAGAAGACUGGGGGAUCUUCAAGGAAUCCACCACGUCAUACUAGGCCGAAACACAGAGGGUGGCGUGUCCAGGACGGAACAUUUGUUCAAGCUGGUACACUGUUAGCGACGCAGUUGCAUACGCGGUUUCAUCCUGGUUUACAUGUUGGAUUUGGACGAGAUGGUACUUUGUUUGCCUUGGAAGCUGGCAGGGUGAUGGUCACAUGUGAGAAAAUUGACCCAAACUGGGAUCAUACGUGGAUUAAUGGAAACUAUGAGGGUCGUCAAGGUCACGUCAUUUACAAAAAACACUUCAACGUCAUCCCUGAACCUCAGCAUAAUGUAUUCAAACUUAUUGACGCAAUUUAAUGUACAGUUGUAAAAUAUUAGGUGAUACUACUGUAUUCGUCUACUGUGCUAAGCACAAAAUAAAUCUAGUAGUUGUAUAAAAAUA
Molecule: messenger RNA, 650 nt
Organism: Neodiprion fabricii
Lineage: Eukaryota; Metazoa; Arthropoda; Insecta; Hymenoptera; Diprionidae
Gene: mRpL27
Product: 50S ribosomal protein L27
Exons: 3
Coding region: 116-565 (149 amino acids)
Biological process (GO): translation
Cellular component (GO): ribosome; mitochondrial large ribosomal subunit
Molecular function (GO): structural constituent of ribosome
Source: RefSeq, a predicted model, not a curated record